Phycodurus eques (leafy seadragon) is the source of this 2008-nucleotide messenger RNA. It is a transcript of the gene ecsit, whose product is annotated as ECSIT signaling integrator. Gene Ontology annotation, molecular function: protein binding. NCBI's taxonomy places the organism in Eukaryota, Metazoa, Chordata, Actinopteri, Syngnathiformes, Syngnathidae. Bases 69 to 1313 code for a protein of 414 amino acids. The transcript has 7 exons. Gene Ontology annotation, cellular component: mitochondrion. The record is from RefSeq and is a predicted model, not a curated record.
CCCGGAUGUCAGUCCGCGUUUCUACAUGGUGACACUCAUGAAGAGCAACCUGAAGGGGACGCUGCAUCAUGAAGUGCACACGAUGCCUGCUCCGGCUGCUGGGCCAGUCCGCCCACACCGCAGCCCGGUCCGCUCGCCCCACUUUGCCACGCAAUCCACAGCAUGAGCAGGCGGUGAGGCGUUUCCGCGGUUACAAAGGCGGCCCCGUGCCCGCGGAGUUCGUCGGCGAGGACCCCGGGAAGAGGUCCGUGGUCCCGGGUGACCCGUUCGCCACGGAGCGCAAAACCAAGGCCUCCUUCGCCGAAGCGCUGGAGGUGUUCACCAAGGCCGACGUGAGGCGACGGGGCCACGUGGAGUUCAUCUACGCCGCACUCAAGAAGAUGCCAGAGUUCGGCGUGGAGCGCGAUCUGGCGGUCUACAACCAGCUGCUGGAUGUCUUUCCCAAGGAGGUGUUCGUGCCCAGGAACUUCAUUCAGCGCAUGUUCAACCACUACCCCCGGCAGCAGGAGUGCGCAGUGCAGCUACUAGAACAAAUGGAGAACUAUGGUGUCAUGCCCAACGUGGAAACGAAGGUCCUGCUGGUGCGGAUUUUUGGUGAGAAGGGCCACCCAGUGAGGAAGUACCAGCGCAUCAUGUACUGGUUCCCGAAAUUCAAACACACCAACCCCUUCCCCAUCCCGCAUCAGCUGCCCGAAGACCCGGUGGACCUGGCCCGCUUCAGCCUGAAGCGGAUCGCGAACCACCUGGACGCCAAAGUCACCGUUUACCAGAUGCCGCGCACAGACGUCACAGAUAGCGGAGACCAGAUCGCGCCGCCCCACAUCGUAGGCAUCCAGAGCCCCGACCAGAUGGAGCUCCUCGGCAAGCACGACCCCGGCAGGCCCGUGUUCGUGGAGGGACCCUUUCCGCUGUGGCUGAGAAAGACGUGCGUGCACUACUACGUCCUCCGGGCUGAACCCGUGCCACCCGGCGAGAAGGUGGAGGAGCCUUAUGAUCCAGAGCGUUGUUUUAACUACCCUCUGCAACUAGAACUAGACUUGGAUCGGGACCUUGGGGACAUUGAGACCUUCGAUGUAGAAGACUUGGAUGAAGGUCCGGUGUUUGCCAUGUGCAUGACCAGCCAGGGGGACCGGGCCACCCUCAACCGGUGGAUCUCGGGUCUGCAGGAGAGCAACCCCGUCCUGGGUCACAUCCCCACCCUGUUCCGCCUGCAAGCCGGCCCCAGCGAGCUCCGGGCGGAGACCCGGAGAGAUGAGUCGCCGGCUGAGGAACCCGAGCAAGAGGAGGAGGAGGCCAGGAGGAGAAGGAACUGACUGUGUCUGUAGGACUCAGCUAGACAUCCAUAUUCAAUAAUGCUUGUCCUCAUUAGGGUCAUGAGUCAACUUGACCUUGUGCCAGCUGACCUUUGGGUCGCCAGCCAUUGGCAGGGCCAGUUUAGAGUUUUCAGUGAUCCUAACAUUGUGGACGUGGGAGGAAACCGGACUACCAGGAGAAAACCCACACUAAGUGUCCAGAGCCGAGACUCGAACCCCGGACCUCAGACUUGGCGCCCACGAAUCUCGCUGACCGUCUUCUUGGUCCUCAAAAUGUUUUUUGUAUUGCAGCAAAAGAAGACCAAAUGAUCCCAAAGGUAAACAAGAUUUAAUUGUGGAAAAAGGGGCAUGUGAAAAUGUUCCUUUUUAACCAGUAAACAAGUCACAAGUUCACUUUGAGAAGCUCAAACGGCUCGCUCCGCUGCAGAGGUUGACGCAAAAGGUUGGCAAGUCAAGUGCGCCGUGAUCAUCGAUGGCGUCCUCAAAACAAACGAUUCCUCGAUGGAUCGUCGUCGUUAUGGGAGAGAAGGUUCAAUUUCUUGGUCUUAUCCCGCAGCUCAGUUCCUGUACGUUUCUGUGAAAACAAGUGUGGGGGAGUUAUUGAUCGAUACCUCUGCCGCAAUUAUGCCAUGUACUGUAAACAAAACAGUUCAUGUAUUUGGCAGGUACCAAGAGUAUAUUGAAAUGAACAAUAA